Acaulospora colombiana is the source of this 714-nucleotide messenger RNA. NCBI's taxonomy places the organism in Eukaryota, Fungi, Glomeromycota, Glomeromycetes, Diversisporales, Acaulosporaceae. The record is from the annotation of a GenBank genome assembly.
GAAGAGUAUUUCGAUUCUGAAAUUGAACGUAGCAUGUCGCGAAUGCAGGCAGUCAUCGAAUUGGGUCGCUUUAUUCGUGAAAAAAAUAACAUCGGACUUAAGACACCUUUAAAAGAACUAGUAGUCAUACAUCCGGAUUUACAGUAUCACUCUGACGUUUUUUCUCUUCAAAAAUACAUUAUUGAGGAACUUAAUAUUAAAAAUUUAGUAGUCACAUCCGAAGAAGAUAAAUAUGGUAUUAAAUAUAAAGCGGAGGCUGAUUGGAAAGUUUUGGGUCAGAAACUCAAGAAAGGUGUUAUAGAGGUUAAGAAGGCGCUACCAACAUUGACAUCUGAUCAGGUUAAAGAGUUCCUUCGAACGAAAGAAAUGUUAAUCAACAGCAUUAAAAUUGUUGAUGAAGACCUUCAGGUGAUUAGGUACCACGAGAAGGCAGAUAGUCACUAUGAAACAAACACAGAUAAGGACGUGUUCAUACUCUUAGAUGUUAAGGUCUAUCAAGAGUUACAGGACGAAGGGUUGGCGCGCGAAGUUGCUGGAUUACAGGCUAUAGACCCUGUCUUAAUGUAUUAUAAAUUUAUAAAAGAUGUGGAUAAUCAAAUUGAGAGAAUACUUCAAACACAAUCUGAAGUUAUUGUAAAGAUUCUUAAACGUCCGUUAUUUCCAAUUUCUGAAAAAGCCGAAGGAACUGAGGUUAUUAUUGAAGAAGAACAAGAG